AUGUCAGACGUCAGCAUUAAUUCCACCUUUAGGACAACUUUGAUUGAGUUAUGCGAAACUGCAACGUGGAUCACAUCUCAAGUCUUCGCCGCUAAGAAUUUGGAGAAAAAUGAUUUAGUCACAAUAGAAACUAAAAUAAAUGCAUUGUAUCCCAUUACCGAAAAAUACGAUAGAUCAUUUAGAACUACUACUGUUAUUUUGGACGAAGAACUAAUCUUGAAAUUGGAAAAUGCAGCAUCAAGCUUAUGGAACUCGUUGACCAUCGCCAUGAAAGCAGAGAAAGCAUCAGAUGAAUAUUUUAGAGAAGUCUUUUGCAGAUCUAAAAUCUUUGCAACUAAGCUUCUAUCCAUUCAUGAAGCUUUGUUCCGGACGAAUUCAAACCUUCUAAGGACCUUCAAAUGUUACAUAAGUUCUUUCAAAACAGCUAGCGAACAACAUUUCAAAGAGCAAAUAGCCAACACGCAACAACACACAGAAAAAUACUUUCAAAUAAUCAAUGAGCAGGUGGGAAGUUUCUCCCACGAGGAGAAAAUCGAAUUCAAAAAACUCACUUUCGAGUUCUAUUUAGUAAAUUUUCAGAUAUGUCUUUCAGAAAAUGACCUGGAUACCGCAAAAAUUUACACUUCAAAAGUCAACAUCACUGAUAAUUCUAUAUACAUGGACGCAGAUUUGCUCAUUGAAUUAUGCAGAAUGAUCUAUAACGCCGCAGUUUUGUUGAAAGAAAGUGAUAUUCCCGAGACACAGCAAGUAAAUACAAACAUUAUUUAUUUCUUGAAGGAGGUGGAAAAAUACUUAGAGCUACCUGUGGAAAAUUUGAAAUCCCAUACCGAUUAUAGUAAUUUGAGAUACUCAGUUUUGAUUUUCAUGUUAAAUUGCUUAGUUGAAGGAUAUCCACAAGUUUCUGAACUAGAGCAAUGUGAUUACUAUUUAGGUCUUUUACAAAACGAAUAUCCAAAUAAAGUGGACCCCUUCAUACUGGCCAUUAAGUUGGUUAAGCGGAAAGAUAUCACAAACCCAGCAGAAACCAUAGAAGAAAUUUUGAUGCGAAUGAUUAUGUCAGCCAAUAUCACUUCAAACUUUCAAACGAUCAUGGCCUCAAUCAAUGAUCUUUCAGAACUAAACACUAAAUUAUCUAUAGUGUGCCUUGACUAUUUGCUAUUCAAUAAGUUGAAUUCUAAAAACGAUAAGAAACUACUGGAAAAAGCACUUUGUUCUAGAUUUUUAAUAACGACUCAAUCUAAAACAAUGAAGGAUUCUGAAAUGGCGGAAAGUUUAGAUGAUUUCUGUGCUCAGAUUGAGAGAAUAUUAUCAGAACCGCUCUCGAAGCAUGCUAUAUCCUGUAUAAUAACUCUAUUAUGGAAUACAGGAAAAAAAUUAGAAAAGAUGGAAAACUACGUUGAUAGUAUCAAAUUUUACAAACUCGCACUUAAAGAUAUUAUAAGUCAAAACUAUUCUGAUCGGGGGAAAAUUCAAAGGGCUUUGCAAGUUGUAUAUAAUAAAAUCCAUGACUACUCGAACACGUUGAAAAUCUAUCAGCAUAUGGAUGAAGUGGACAAACAGUCUCCACUGUGCCAACUUUUAAUAUUGCAAUUCUUUUUAGCAAAUGAUAACACGGAGGAAGCGCUUACGUGUCUCCGGCAGAUAAAGUCAUCUGAAGACGAAAGAAGUACAGAAGCUCUUAUACUAGCAGUGGCAGAAUGUAAAAGGAAGACAGAUUUGUCCGUUCAAGGUCUCCUAAUGCUUUUCGAGAAAUUACAGUCUAAGAGUAAUCCGCAAAGUAUCUCCCCCACCUCGGGUUCUCAAACACUAAGCAUACUAAGAUAUACUCUACAAAUGAUUGUCAAAGUGUCAGAAGAGGAGUCCCGAGAAACGUUUGUUAACUAUUUGCCGACUGUGGAGAAGCUCGUACUGAAAGCAAUUGAAUUUCUCAGAACUGUAAAGUUACUCAAUGAAUUACCAUCAGACGUCGAGAAAGAGGUAAUUUAUCAACAGUCAGUGACCGUAAAUGAGAUAGAAUGGUUUGCAUCGUUUUCAUAUAAUGUCGCCGUGAAAUGUCUGACUGAUGAGUCCUGUGAAUCUGUCUCCCAUUUCCCGCAAUAUUGCAUUCAACUUAUUGACCUCAUUCCUAUUCAAGACUUCACUUUCCCAAAAAUGUACCACUUCACAUAUUGGAAAUUCAAAGCUGUAAUCUUGCAGUUAAUGAUAUCCAAGGAAGAAGUAAUGCAAGAUCAGCGCAUAAAAUUUCAAGGCAUUUAUGAGAAAUCAGGCGAACUAGUUAAUAGCAUAAAUGUUAUGAGAAAAAGCUCAGAAUUCAAAGAUGGAUCAUCUCCAGAGGAUAAAAAAACACUAAAUGAAUGUUUUCUGGAAGCGCUAACAAUACAAGUGGAAAGUGCAUUAACUAUUAGUGAUCAAACUAAGAUUCUAGACAUAUUAAAGAAAACAGAGACAUAUCAAAAUAGCGGCGUGGAUUCGUUACUGAUCGAUGUCUCAUCGAAUAUGGAAGAUUUACCUAAAGGGAUUCUUGUGGAGAUAAUUGAAACUGUCUUGAGCAGAAACAUAGGUACAGAAAUAAAGCAAGAUGAACUCUGUACUUGGCUGCGAAUUCUACUGGAAAAUGCCAUGCAUCUUAAUCAUGAGGUCAACCUGCGCACGUUGGAGAGGGUUUUUAAGAUUUUAGAAUUAAAUCAAUUGAGUCUUUUGGAUACCGACGGUACUCUUCAAAGAGAAUUAGAAACUAUAGCUACCUAUUGUUGGAACAUAGGCGUCAACUGCAUAAUCAAAGAAAACAAAACUGAUGGAAUUGUUUGGUGUAAGCACUCAAUGGGUUUCGCAGACAUGGUCAAUAAAGGCUUGCGGGAGCAAUUGUAUUCAUUAUGGGAAUCAUUAGCAAGCUCCGCUAAUAUCGACGUCAAUAGUGUCGUCACGUAA
Messenger RNA from Saccharomyces kudriavzevii IFO 1802, 2928 nucleotides. It is a transcript of the gene SPO22, whose product is annotated as Spo22p. Lineage: Eukaryota; Fungi; Ascomycota; Saccharomycetes; Saccharomycetales; Saccharomycetaceae. The coding region runs from base 1 to 2928 and encodes 975 amino acids. The transcript has 2 exons. The record is from RefSeq and is a predicted model, not a curated record. Gene Ontology annotation, biological process: regulation of synaptonemal complex assembly; meiotic cell cycle. Gene Ontology annotation, molecular function: protein binding.